Uranotaenia lowii is the source of this 8725-nucleotide messenger RNA. RefSeq names its product protein tramtrack, beta isoform-like. The transcript has 4 exons. Gene Ontology annotation, molecular function: protein binding. Gene Ontology annotation, cellular component: nucleus. Gene Ontology annotation, biological process: regulation of transcription by RNA polymerase II. Bases 1363 to 3771 code for a protein of 802 amino acids. Lineage: Eukaryota; Metazoa; Arthropoda; Insecta; Diptera; Culicidae. The record is from RefSeq and is a predicted model, not a curated record.
GAGUAACAACGUUUUCCGCAUUAGCUCCCGGUCUUCGUUGUUCCGGUUUCCUGAAAAAGGACUUUUAUUGCAUUUACUUGACUGCUUUGAUUGCACAAGAAAAAAGUGAACCCACGAUUUUGUUAUCGGUUUUUUUUUCCUGGUGAUAAAAAGAGUAAUAAAACGGGAAGUUUUGUGUCGAGUGCGGACAGAUCCUUUGGAGACUGAGCGUGAUUUUAUUGUUCGCGUUGUAGAGAAUCUCUUUUGCCGUUCUGUGCCAGAUUGGAGAAAAGAGAAGAUUAGCAUAUCGGUUAAUUUUUUUUUUCGGUGAUCUCAAUAAUCGCAAACAACAGUUAAGCCAAGGAUUGGAGUGAGUGAGAAUCGUUGUAAAAGCAAGCAGUGAUUCAUAGCAAAAGUUUUGACAAACCAACCAAGAGUAAAGUGCCUAAUUUUACCGUCAAAGUUAGCAUAUCAAAAUCGACCAAGUGUAAAGUGCUAAUUUGUCGCUUCAGGCGAAAAAGGGGCAAGAAAGGCCUACUAAUUGCAAGUCCACACACUGCUCAAGUACUGGUGUUGUCGAGAGCAAAAGUCGUUGCGGAAGGGGCCAGGGAAAUGUUUUUAUCGCCUAACGCCGUCUGAGGAAGUUAGCCAGCCAGCCGGCCAAGGAAUGUACAACCACAGCACUUAUACCCAGACGCUGCUGUGCUAGAGCAAUUGCCGUGAAGAAACACAUUGCCGUUAAAAGUAUUGUUAUAAACCAACAGCAGUAACAACAACAAAACCAGGGGGCGAAAAUCAGUGUGUCCUCUGUGAGUGAGAGUGUUAUUUUCCUUCUACCCUUGCGCCCCCGUCGUAUUUAGUUGUGCGCGGACUGUGCGGUGAAAAAUAUACUAAGUCCAAGUUAAGUGUGAACGACUACUACCAGUACUAGUGCCCACGCAUACAGCUGAAUCGCGAGCUACUAAUAACAACAACACCAACAAAUAACAGUGACGAACGGGCCAAAUCCCCAAGUAGGCGACACCAAACGACACGAUAGCACACAGGAGGAGGCCAAAAAGGAAGAAACCUCCUGCGCGACUCGUGGUGAGUUAGCAGAACACUUCUACCGCGAGUGGAGCUCGGCUCGCCUGAAAAAAAAAAUCUGGUUAAAUUUGAAUCCCUCAACAAACUUGUGGCUGGAAUGGAGAGGCAACAGCACCAGCAAAAUGUAAAAUAGAGGAGCAGAGCCCAAACGUUCUGAAUCGCGUGACAACAAACACACUUCAUCAACGGCUGUGGUAGCCACCAGGAACGAAAACGAAACAAACGCGUACCUGGAUCCGGUUCCGGAAAACAGUUGACAGUUAGCCUUUAGCAUAAACCAACCAGAACACAGCAACCAUGUCAUCCCAAAGAUUUUGCCUCCGGUGGAACAACCACCAAACCAACAUGCUGUCGGUGUUCGACCAGCUGCUGCACGCGGAAACCUUCACCGACGUGACGCUGGCCGUCGAGGGGCAGUACCUGAAAGCACACAAGAUGGUCCUAUCGGCCUGCAGUCCGUACUUCCAGGCGAUCUUCGUCGGGCACCAGGAAAAGGACCCGAUCGUGAUCCUCAAAGAUGUACCCUACAAAGACAUGAAAUGUCUGCUGGACUUCAUGUACCGGGGCGAGGUGUCCGUCGAUCAGGACCGGCUGGCCGCGUUCCUGCGGGUGGCGGAAAGCCUCCGGAUAAAGGGUCUCACCGAGGUGAACGACGACAAACCCCCGCCAGCGGCCGUCAAUGCCGCCGGAACAAACCAAAACCAAUCACAGCAGCAACAGAAUCAACAGUUGCAGCAACAGUUAGCGGCGGCCGCCAGUCGGAACACCCAGCUGACGACGACGUCCACUAGGGGAGGGGAGCAACAGCAGGGCCAAUCGAAGCAGAAAUCCGCUGCCGGUCAGAGUAUGCUGCUCACGAAUCCGGUCUUGGGAAAUGCCCUUUCGCAACAGAGAAGGAAGCGGGUUAGACCGCGAAAGCUGUCCGGAAGCGAUACAGGAGAUGGGGAAUACGAUGGGUAUGAAAGUGAUGGACCCCAGGAUUCCCCGGAGCUGGUCAUGGACGUCAAAAUGGGUGGCUCGGACGAUGAAAAUGUUAUCAGCCGUUCCGAGGAAAACGACCACGAGGACUCGAUGGAUGCCUCCGGUAGCCCCCCGAUGGUUAACAACAAUAACAACAGCGUUAACAACAAAUCAGCCAGCAGCAAAGCCCCCGCCUCUUCUUCGAUCUCGGCCACCGGUGCCACCAACAACAACAACAGUCACGCAAUGAACAAUGCCAAGAGUUCGGCCAGUAGUCUACGGAACGAAAACAGCAUGUCAGAUUCCAAAGAUUCAUUCAACGACGAGGACGCCCCGAUGGACGACGAGGACGAGGAAAAUAUGAACUCGGACGAGGAACGGGAACUGAAUUCGAGCUUGAUGGAACCGCAGCUACUGUUGGACGAGUACGACGAACCGGUGGAGUUCAAGUAUGAUCCGAAGAACAGUGAGGGUAGUGGUGGGGUAGAUUCGACCAGCAAUAGUAGCUUCCCGCCGCCACUGCAUGCCAAGCCGGGAAGUCAGGCGGCGACCGGCCGGAUGCCGUUGAUAAAUGUUGUGCCCACCAUGUCCCUGUUGAACACCCAGUUGCCCAAGUUGGCACCGUUGACGGCGAGCCAGGCCGUUGCCGCAGCCGCAGCCAGUAUUUUGACCUCAAAGUCUCUACCAAAGCUCCAGAAGCGACCACGAUUGAUGGGCAACAAGCUGCAGAAUGGGAUCACGGCGACGCAGACCAUUUUGAACAACUUGAACAACAAUCGGCAGGAAAGCUUGAUCUCGACAUCCGGCCCGACUGCUAUGAACAGUGGUGCCUCGGGGUUGCACAUCUCGAGUGUACUGUCUGGGCUGAACUCGUCCGAUAUGUUCGACAUGUUUUCGAACAGUGUGCUCGGAUCGCCCAACGCUCGAUCGAACUCAAACUCACCCUCGACGAAGGGUUCCGGGGCCGGGGGCGAGGGCAGCCGGACGCACAAAUACACUGUGAUCGACGAUACCGAGGGAAGUGUGCGGGAUUUCUGUACCAAAGAGGGCGACCACGUGUAUCGAUGCAAGGUUUGCUCGAGAGUCUACACCCACAUCAGCAACUUCUGCCGGCACUAUGUGACAUCACAUCGGCGGAAUGUUAAAGUCUACCCGUGUCCGUACUGCUUCAAGGAGUUCACUAGGAAAGAUAAUAUGACCGCUCAUGUGAAGAUUAUCCACAAGCAGGAAUUCACACAGCAUUCGAAUACUAGCGAAGGAACUCCCAUGAACGUGAACACCAACAGCAAUAGUAGUACGAAUGGGUCAACGACACCGGUUCCACCCGCUACUCCCGUUACGCCAGUGUCCGCCGGAUCUGGAGCCUUUCCAUGUGCAGCUAUCAUAAAUGCCGUCGCAAAUGCAGUCGGUCUGCAACCAAAGAAUCCUAGCGCAUCUGCCAGCCUCCGAGUUCUGUUCCCUCCGAACAGCAACGGCUCACCUGCCCCAACCUCCAACAGCAGUAGCAACACAACCACGACUACUCCGACAACCGCCGGAACCAUUACCAUAAAGAAAGAAUUCCAAGAGAAGCCUAGUAGCCCCUCACCACCACCCCCCACUUCGGACGGAUCUCCGGUUUCAUCCAGCACCCCGGUCACUUCACCUAGCUCCACGACCACUAGCAGCAGCAGCGGCACAACGACUGCUUCCCCGGUCGUAUCCUCCGUCGUAUCGGCACCGACGGCCACCGUCGGGAGUCAAUGAUAUGACGCUCGGAGCGAAGGACGUCGAACUUCGCUGCGACUUUCGCUCCGAGGGCACGAGGAUUCCAACAGUAAAGCGAAGCAACUGACCACGAAACAUGAAGAGGCUAGCAACACUAAAGCAACAACAGUAAAGUCCGGCACUGGCCGGACCGCACAAAAGCCCAUCAACUCCACUUCGUCGUCGACUGCGACGAAGGGAACAACCGGGCACUGAGACAGACACAGAGAGAGCUGCAAUAAUUGUUUUACUAUUAUUAUUUUUAUUUUUUAACUGUACACUUUUUUACAUGUUCUGUUGUUUAAUUAUUCUAUUGCUUGGCGAGCCCGCGUGUGGGCCAAAGCACACAAACGCAACCACACACAUGCAUACUAACGUACGACACACGGAAAAGAAAGAUCGUUAUCAUUCCUUCUAAAGGGUAUUUGUAAUUUUAAGCAUUGGAAUUGUACAGAGCAACUGCAAGAGGAAAAAAAACAAACGGUCGCGUAUCUAUCCCAAACUCUUAGGAUAGAAGUUGAAUCAAUCAGCUGGAUAGGAGAGAAACAUUAAAAAAAUGAAAAUUUGUCCCCUAAAUUCUAAUCUCAUUAAUUAAUGCACACAUACUACAAAUCAUCCUUCUAAAACAUGUGUCAAGUUCGAUCGGUUAACCUUUUACAAAAGUAAACUUUAUUUUAUUAUUUAAAAUAAACCACUUUCAAGUCACUUGUCAUCAUCAAAAGAAAUUUAGUUAGCUAACUAGACAAAAAUUCACCGAUUUCCCCUCACAGACACAUACGGAUUCCUUUCAAGGCAGGAUUGAGACCAUGGAUUGUUUCAGGUUUAAAAGCUAAGUUGGAAAAUUCGUUAUUUUAAGAAUUUAAGUUUUCAUGUCCAUUUUUUACCAAUUUUCGAAUCGUUUUUGAGACUGCAUAAGAGCAAGUCCACUCGUGUUGCGAAAAAGUGGUAGAAAAUUUGACACAUGUAGUACAUUUUGAAAGUUUUACCAUGCAGAAAUAUUUUCAAGAUCUGUGGCCUUCAAGUUUUUUUAACAACACGUGUUGCAGUUUCGCAUGCUGUGAUGAAAAAAUAGCAAUAUUUCUAUCACAUACGGCUGAAAUAAAAACAGUACUGUAAAAAAAUACAACGCCCAAAGAUCUUGAAAACAUUUUUGCUUGGUAAAAUUUUCAAAAUGUCAAAAUUUCUACCAAUUGGUGUUGAAUUUUUUUACAACACUGUUUCUAUUUCAGCCGUAAUCGAACUAAACUGGCAUCACAGAAUGCGAAAAUAGAACACGUGUUGUGUUAAAAAAUCUUGAAGGUCGCAAAUCUUGAAAAUGUUUUUACAUGGUAAAGUUUUAAAAAUGUGCUAGUGUCAAAAUUUCUAUCACUUUUUACCAACACGAGUGAACUCGCUCGAAGUGAAAUCCAAAUAAAACAGGAGACCAGCACAGUAAAUGGAAAAUCUACCAAAUUCUUAACAUGCGAAUAACUGGCCAGUUCAGAACGUUUUGCUUUUUUUUUUACAUAGCAUUCGGUAAUUUUUACCGUAGAAUCGGUUAUUUUUCAACGAAAGACUAGCUAUUUUUAACGAGCAACUGGAAAUUCCCACCGAAGUUUCGGUAAACAACCAGUCGGUAAAACAGAGAAAAAUUGAUUCGUAGUUUUGCGGUUACUCUGUAGCACUGAUUCUAAAAGAAUUAACUUUUUUUUUGUUUAUUUGUGACACUUUACCAACGCUUUGGCAUUCGUGUCAAAAAAGAAUUAACGUUUAAGGCAAACAGUAUUCGAAAAUGUCGGUCAUUGAUUUAAAUUCACAUGAUAUUUUCAUAACAUUAUGCAGUGUUGCCAGAAUUACUAAGAAGUUUUGAUAAUCGAUUUCUAUCAGAAGCUGAUAGGAAAAAAUAGUUACAUUUUUUCCAAGAUAACUUUCUAAGCACCUAGAAAAAAGUUUUUGAAGAUCUCUGUUAUAAAUUUUAGAAAAACUAGGUAAUUACAUUAUAUUUUCUCCUGAAACAUCCUGGUCACAAUUCUUUCACCCACAUAUCCCUCUUUAAGUUAGAGCGCGUUGCCCAUACGCAAAGCAAUGUUGAAAUAUGAAAAAAAUAUAACAUACACAACAACCACUUCACGCAAGUCUUCCCAUACAAUCAAUGCCGAGAUAGUUCGGGGCAGGUCCUUCUUUGCUCAAGAUUUCAUUCCCAAUGGGAGUGAAUUUCUCGGCAAGACGAGAUCCCCCACUUCCGGAUUGAGACGUUUAUUUUUAGUUAUACACUUACAUAGUAGAUGAAAAAGUUCCCCAUCAAAAGAACAACCAAAUAACCAAAUGAAUCGAAGAAAAGGAACAACAACAACAACCAGACAGCCAGCAUAUUUAAUUAGUGUAUGUGUACAAAGAAGCAUCUUAAGUCUAAAGUUUCCCAUUUCUUAGGUUCGAGCACCGUAUUUAUGUUUUUUUUUAACGAGCGACGUCCUUUAAGAUAAAAAAAAAUCAAACCGCAAAAGAAGUUGUUAAUUAUUUUUAUCGCGUCUCAUUCGCCGUUUUUUUUUUUUUCGUCAAAGGUAGAGUGACGCAGAUCGUUACUCUCAUUUAAAUGUUUUUCUGUUUUAGUUUGUUUUCCAUUAAAAUUGGCAAGCUGCUACCGGGAACAUCCUUUCGCUCCUUAAUUUAUUAUUACGGGAAGUCACCGUUAAGAAGGUUUCUCUCGGUUUUUUUUUCGAACACAAAUCAAAUCUCCAUUCCAGGAGCAUGUUGCAAAAAGCUUGCUUGCAUCCGUACUCAAAGCUUUUAAGUUGAUUUAUGUAACUAGCAAUUGGAGAAAAUAUUUAAAAAAAAACCUUAAAGGUUUAUACACAUCCUCAUUGUCAAAUCGUACUACUAUUGGAAACAGAAAUUUCAACUAAAUUUUCGUUGCUUAACCGUAAAAAAGAUAAAUUAGUUAAAAUUAGCAAUUCAAUCCAAACAAUCCCUAUUGAUAGUAGAUGUAGAAUAAAACGGCAGAAGCACACCUUUCUGUGAUUGUACUUUACGUUUUAUGUUAUAAUUUUUUUAUAUCUUGGUCAAAAUUUUUCUGUACUUUAAAAUUUAACUAGCUCAUUUCUUUUAUGUUUGUUUAUUUUGUUGAUUAUCUCCUCCUUAGGUUAUUUGCUUCAAAGUUAUUUCUGGUUUCGGAUUGAUAAUUUUUUGUUUCCCCAAUCAACAACCAUAGAAGUGUAACAUUUAAAAGUCUGAGAUACUAGUAGUUUUUAUCAUCUUCGUCUCUCAACUUCCUUUAAACCCAUCUUCCUCACCCUGAUGUUUCAAAAAUUGAAAUUGGUUGAUGAAAAUUUAUAAAACAAAAUAAACCAACUACUAACAAAGUGUUUGGCAUUUUAGGUAGGAUACCAAGAGUCUAUUAUUAUACAUACAUAUAUUUUAAACAAAAUUUUAAUCCUAGAGAAAAAAGAAAAAAUACGGUUUAACUAUGUAAGCACACUAACUAGUACUAGUAAAGGUUGAAAAAAACACACAAUGUUUGUUUUGUGCGAAGAAAGGAUUAGCGUUUAAGGACAAUCAGAGGAGAAAAAUGUGUAAAGCGGGAAGUAGUCUAGAGAUAAUAUUUAUACCAACAAUUACAAACGAUGGAGAAAUGAAACCCCUUUGAAAACGAAAUAAAAGUGCUGAGCCCAUGCGGCUAAACACUUGCUUUUAGUGAGCUUAUAAUCAAAUAUUUAAACUGGCUUUGCACCGUGCUUUUUAUCGGCAUUGUGCGAAUAACCAGAAUUCUAAAAAAAACACCUCACAUGUGUUGUUGUUUUUUUUAUAAAUGUACCUACCUGUUGUAUUUUUCUUCUAUUGUUUAACUGUGUACUACUUUCCUCACCCCACAAUUUAAAAUGUCCCACUGUACAUAUUUAAUAGUUUGAUUUAGAAUGGAGAACUAGUACUGCAAUACAUAUUAAAAAAAAAUAUUAUUAUUAUUUGUUAUGGACAAACGCAACUAUUUUUAACUUAUGUACAUGUAACAUUACUAAAGCUCUUUUUUUUGCGAGCACCGAUCCUCACACCUCCGCACUAAUCAGAUAGGAACACAACAACUAGGCUAUUAUAAUAUAUUGAAGAAAAAACCCACAAAUAAAAAAAAAAACAAAAAAAAUCAUGCAAAGGUAGAUAGUGCAAUUUUACGUUUUAAGGCUUUCACACCCACACACACACGUUCGCACACUAGGUAGUUGCAAUUUUGAAAUGCAAAUCCUAAUAUUUUAUUCCAAACCUUAAUUUUGGAGGCACCCUAGGACCAAUUCGAUCACAAAACUACUAGCAAAACACCCACCAUACACACUUUUUGGCACGCGUUAUUCAUUUAUACUAUGUAGUUGAUAAUUUUGCAACUAGCGCUCAGUAAAAGCAAAAAAAAGGGAUGAAAAUUGUUUCUCGAAACAACCGAAAAAAACACAAGUAUACCUACCCGACGUUUUACUGAAGAACAACAGAAAAAGUUUUAUAAAAAAACAAAAAUUUAUAAAAGAAAAACCUAAAAAAGCAAAAACAAAUUAUCAGUGGUGAGCUCGAAAGCCGUGAAUGAAAGUACAUAAUUACUAUGUUUUAAUCGUAUUAGGAGCGUGUGGAAAAAGUGAGUGAGCGAGAAAGUGGGGAGAUUGAUUAUAUUUUUUUUAAAUAACAAGCUGUGUAUUCUUUAUCGAAUAAUAAUAAAUGGUGAACGAGAGAGCGCAAAAAAGCGAAAGUUUGGAAGGGUGCGAAUGUGUGCAAGAUAAAAAGGGAAUAAUUAUGAGAAAAAUUAUAUAUAUUUUAUUGCAAUUAAUAUAUGAAAAUAAUAACACUUACACAAAAACCACACACACCCUAUGGAAGUUCACCCCAUACACAUACAAAACAAAAAAGAAGGUACAGAAACAACCUUUAUAUAUUUAAACUGAAAAAUGGCAUACAAAAAGCAAAUGGAAUAAAGAAAAAUUUAAAACAAAAAAAAAUCGUU